Diospyros lotus (date-plum) is the source of this 369-nucleotide messenger RNA. Its product is annotated as auxin-responsive protein SAUR68-like. Gene Ontology annotation, biological process: response to auxin. Lineage: Eukaryota; Viridiplantae; Streptophyta; Magnoliopsida; Ericales; Ebenaceae. The record is from RefSeq and is a predicted model, not a curated record. The transcript has 2 exons. The coding region runs from base 1 to 369 and encodes 122 amino acids.
AUGGCAGGGAAGUGGAAGAGACUAGCUGUAAUGAAUAGGAAAAGAAUUAUCUUUCCAAUAGUUGCUGAGGGUCAUUUUGUUGUCUACACUACCAAUCAAAGACGCUUUGUAGUUCCCUUGGCUUAUCUUAGCAAUGGAAUAUUCAAGGAGCUGUUGAGACUGGCAGAGGAAGAGUAUGGAUUGCCGAGUCACGAGCCUAUCAUGUUGCCAUGUGACUUGGUCCUUAUGGAGUAUGCAGUCUCUUUUAUAAGAAGGUAUGCAGAACAGGCAGGAGCUGGAGAAAUAACCAACAGAAAUGGCAAAACAAACUAUCCUGUAGUUCUGGAGACUAAACCUAAACCCAGGAAGCACAACCGGGCUUCAUCCUGA